AUGUGCAAGUACCUCGACAAUGCUGAGCCACGCAUUCCCUGGCGAACUGGCACUUGGCAGUUCAUCUCCGCGGACCUUCUUCGCAAGCCGACGAUGAAGACACACGCCCUUCGCGAUGAUCUUGAGUCGUUCUUGUGGUUACUACUCUAUAUUAUCCUGCGCUAUCAUUACCGGUUACCGAACUUGGCAGAUCGCUCCGGUGCCAGUGCCGAUACUGGUGGUACGCCACCACUACCGGAGGGCGUCACGAUGGACGACGACGACGAUGACAUCUACUCGCUGCCUGAACCACCUCGCCCACUCGGAGAACAACAGCCUGUCUCACGCAUGACCUACAUGGACUGGUCGGCACUUCAAGCUUACGUUCACUUCCUAUUCGACAACUCCGUCGUAGAGGGAGAGGAGAUCCCGAUCGGAGGCCAGCGAAAGGUAGACUUCUUCUUCGAGUCUGCCACGCACCCAGACGACGAGCAGAUCGCGUGCGCCAUCGACGACGCUUCUCGCAAGAUCCCCGCUCCGCUUGCGAAGCUGAUCUCGAGACUCCGCGCUUUGUUCAGGCCUAUAUAUAAGGCUCAGGACCCAUCGGCAUACGAGCAAGAAAAACUUUCUUCGGCGUACUUCGUCGCGCUAUACUUCAAGGAGGCGCUUCAGAGCCGGGGUUGGCACGCUGACGACGCGGCUGAGACCGACCACUUCGUGUUCGAGAACCCAACACGCCAGACGUCGAGCCGAGCUUCGAAGCCUCGCAAAGCACCUUCUAAGCCUAGCACGUCGCCCAGUGGCCAGAAGCGCAAACUGGAUGCUGUGCUUGAGGAAGACGAGCUCGAGGAUGACCAGGAGCCUGAAUCGCUGAAGAAGCGCUCGAGGCGUUCAAGCCGCUUGACCUCGUCGGACUUCGCUCGCAAGCCACCGACUAAUCGGGUCACGACUGCGCCACAAGCUCUCGAUAUCCACGGCCGCGAGCGCUAG
Messenger RNA from Peniophora sp. CBMAI 1063, 969 nucleotides. Lineage: Eukaryota; Fungi; Basidiomycota; Agaricomycetes; Russulales; Peniophoraceae. The record is from the annotation of a GenBank genome assembly.